Messenger RNA from Tribolium madens (black flour beetle), 831 nucleotides. It is a transcript of the gene Csp1, whose product is annotated as ejaculatory bulb-specific protein 3-like. The transcript has 3 exons. Lineage: Eukaryota; Metazoa; Arthropoda; Insecta; Coleoptera; Tenebrionidae. The record is from RefSeq and is a predicted model, not a curated record. The coding region runs from base 287 to 607 and encodes 106 amino acids.
CACAAGUCGUAGGAAUUUUCUCGUGUUGCUUUUACCUUCCGGAAUAAAAUUUCAACAUGGCAAUUCCCGUAAAACCCCAAUGACGCAUCCAAACGAAAGUCGCUAGUUGUCUUAGGUCAAGAUGUUGAUUUUGGUAAUUGUAUCAGUGAAAGUAAAACAAAAUAUAACUAAAUCAAGCGAGAAAAACCCAACAGGAGGCCGUAUAUAAAUUGAUAACGAGUACUUCGAGGUUAGUAUCGGUGUUUACACACUUUCACUCACACUUUCUUGGUGUCGGUCAUUCGAGAUGCAUUGCCUUCUACAAUUUUGUUUACUCGCAGUUAUCUUCACGUGUGUGAAGCUGGAGACGACCCGGAUUUCGGAUGCUGCUAUUGAAUCCACUCUCAACGACAGGAGGUAUCUUUUGAGGCAGUUGAAAUGUGCCACAGGUGAAGCACCUUGUGAUCCCGUAGGACGCCGUUUGAAAAGUUUGGCUCCGUUGGUCUUGAGAGGAUCUUGUCCGCAAUGCACUCCACAGGAAAUGAAACAAAUUCAAAAAGUUCUAGCCUUUGUUCAAAAAAAUUAUCCCAAAGAAUGGAACAAACUCCUUCAUCAAUACGCCGGUUGAAGGCUACGGGUGUGGGUAGAAUAACGAUGUAAAUAAUUUGCAUCUCAUUAUUUAUUGUAAUAGAUGCAAUUUUUCAAUGUUUAUUAACAAAAUGUACGUUAUUAGAAAUGACAUAUUGUUUGAAGAAACAAGUAGUCUAGUCUAGGCCAAUUGCCUCACCUAUUCCGUUUUUGUUAUUAAAAUUAUAGCUUUAAUUUACAAUAAAUAAAAAAAUCACUUGUGAA